AGAGUGUGAGAUAUCUUCACAAUCAGUAAUUGAAUGAUCUUUAUAAUAUUACAUCAGCCUGUAAGUGCUUAAUCUCUGAAGGAAAUAAUAUCGUAUCAAGUAAACUGCAAGCACUUAGUGCUGUUUUACUAUUUAAGUGGCGCGUGCUUGAACACCUCGCAUCAUCAUUUCAGCCUUGCAUUUGAUUCGCGCACUUAAUCAGGCACCAGUCUCUUCUCCUCACAGCCCUCUGCUAUUUCAUGAACCGAGGUGCUACUCAUGGCUGACAGGAAAGUGAUCAAAUACGUUUGUAAGGCUCUACUAUUUCUAUGUUGUUUGCAAUGUGCGCUUUGUGCGAAAAUCCUGUUCCUGUUCCCGCAUCAGCUGCCCAGUCACUACAGAGCUUUCAGUCCAAUAAUCGACAAAUUAGCGAGCAAUGGCCAUCAAAUCACUGCAUACGUCGCACCAAAGUUCGUCAAGCAGAAACCAAUCCCUAAUCUCAAGGAAAUAGCAGUUCCUCCUAAGGGUCUUCAGAUAACACAAUUCGACUUUCUCUCAUGGAGGAACAGCAGUGCGCUCAAAUACGUCCACGUCCUGUGGACCCUGAUCCCGACCCUAACGGACGGCGUCCUUCAAAGCCGCGAGCUGCAAGACCUCAUGCAGUCCUCGGAAAAGUUCGAUCUCGUCAUCGUGGAAUCCACCUUCGGACAGGAGUGCCUCCUCGCUUUCGGCCACAAGUUCAAAGCUCCCGUCGUCAACCUCCACCCCAUCCUGGUCGGUCCUCAAAUGGCCUUGCUGACAGGACUCCCGCACCCCUUCUCCUACGUCCCUGACUUCCGCCUGCCGUUGACGGACCAAAUGUCCAUAUGGGGAAGAACUACGAACACCCUCAUCGGGCUCUACGAGUUGAUUGGUGCGAAUUUCUGGUACCUUCCGUUCGUCCAGGAACCGAUGUUGAGGAAAUAUUUCAAGUAUCCAGGCUCGGAGACCAUACCGUCCAUUAAAGAAAUGUUCUCGGAUGUCUCAUUGCAUCUGAUCGAUGCGCAUUCGAUGAUCGGAUAUAUUCGGCCGUACAGCUCGAAUGUUAUAAAUGUGGCCGGCGCGCAUAUCAAACCGGCCGGCAAGUUGCCUCAGGACCUGCAAAAGUUCAUGGAUGAAGCUACGGAAGGUGUAAUUUAUUUCAGUUUUGGAUCGUUCAUUGACGUUAAAACAUUUCCCGAUUACUACAGGAAUAUUUUCGUGGAGACACUGAAGAGCCUGAAACAACGGGUCAUCUGGAAGUGGCAUGAAGAAAUACCUGACGCCCCAAAUGUUUUAACCAGCACCUGGUUACCUCAAGUAGAGAUUUUGACUCACCCGAAUUGCAAGUUGUUCAUCACUCACGGAGGUUUCAAUAGUUUAGUCGAGGCGAUGAGCAUUGGGAAACCGGUCCUUGGGAUUCCGUUUUUCGGUGAUCAGUUCUACAACGUUGCCUUUUACGAACAUAGAGGAGUUGGUCUCGAGGCGGAUUUGAACUCACUUAGCGCCCCGUACCUCAAAGAGAAGAUCGAGCGGAUAAUCUACACACCCUCAUUUGCCGAAAACGCCAAGCUGCAGGCGAAGAUAUUCAAAGAUGAACCACAAACUAGUCUGGAAAGGGCAGUUUUCUGGAUUGAGUACGUCAUCCGACACAAAGGAGCCCACCAUCUAAAGCCAGCCUCAGCCAAGUUACCGCUCUACAAAUAUCUACUUCUCGAUGUGAUCGCGUUUUGGUCCAUCUUGUUUUAUUUAGUUGUGCGUGUUAUUCGUCAAUUAACUCAAACAAUUGUAGGCUCCUUCGGUGGCGGAAAAAAUCAACCGACCACGGCGGCAAGCAAAGUACCGCAAAAAAAAUACCAGUGAUAUUGCUCGUUUUGUUACCUAUUAGCUGACUAUUUUCGGACUGCGUCCUGUUAAAAGAAAUUGGACACAGCGAUGCGUUUAUUUGAACCUUGCGUUUUACGAUACAAAAUGAUGUGUCACUGGCAACACAUCGUUGUGUUCCGGCCCCAUACUUAAAAGGAUAAAUAAGACAACAGCGUGUUAACUAAACACACAUGUGUGUUUUUGGAAACACAGCACACAUUAGAAAACAAACGUGCCAAAUAAAUGCAAAGCUGCGUUAUUUUUGACAGUGCACAGGCAUUUUUAGCCGACGUCAAUCAAUCAAAAUAGAUGAAGGGUGCAUAGUUUGCCUUCAAAGAAUGGGUGAUGCAAUCCGGCGACGGCCGUGUUCGAAUAGUUGCUGCUCAAAAUCAACAGGGUGCUGAAUGAGCGACACCCAUGUAUUCCAUCAUGAUAGUGUUGCAUUUUGAUUAAAAGACUCAACCAUGAUGGCUAAGCAUUUCAUAGACAUCUGGAGGGUCUGAUUUUGAUUGUUCGGCGCCCCAAGGAAAUUAUUUUCUCGUCCUCUCCUCCCUCGUCAACUGGGUUCUAUCCACGGAUAAACAGCGGAUAACCAUGCUAGCCGUUCUCUACGCACUUCUGAAAAGUGUCAUAACUGCAGCUAUGUAGGAGUUUUGCCUUCAAAGCCAUUCCCCUCCCCCGCCCAUCGCUGAAUGGUUUGGAGGCCCUAUUAUAGCUCUCUUCCUGAAACCUGUAAAAAUUGCAUGUGUCUCAGAUUUGUUUUAAUGUGAUCCCAAAGCUAUUUUAUCCAUAGCUAUUUUAGCCUGAUUAUCCAUAAAAAUGUCUCAAUUUUACUGCCCUUUACUUUCAGGAUUCACCUUAUAUCCUCAUCCUCAGGUUGCUUGACCUCUGGGCCACAGGCUACGCUGGCACAAAGGUUAGCACUAUCCGUUGCCUGGUGAACGAGCACUGAAAACAGAUAACAAUUGAGUUCUUGGAAAAUAAAAUUUUCGCAUAC
This is a messenger RNA of Bemisia tabaci, 2860 nucleotides long. RefSeq names its product UDP-glycosyltransferase UGT5. The record is from RefSeq and is a predicted model, not a curated record. Lineage: Eukaryota; Metazoa; Arthropoda; Insecta; Hemiptera; Aleyrodidae. Gene Ontology annotation, molecular function: UDP-glycosyltransferase activity.